GAGAGAGAGAGAGAGAGAGAGAGAGAGAGAGAGAGAGAGAGAGAGAAUCUCACGCUGGCUGUCUCCUAAUCCUAGUCCAUCUCUAAGAGGGAGCAGAGGGUUAGUGAAGUGAUCCAGAGCCAGCAUAGCAUCUCUUCUCCACCAGCUAGCACCUCUUGCGUGCUCAUACACACACUCUCACACACACACACACACUUGCAACGGGAUUCCGCGGUGGGUCCGCCUGCCUGCCUGCCUGCCUGCCUGCGUGUCCAGGUCUAUUGUGAGCGUGAGGGGAUUGUUGUGCCUCCAGUCGGUCCAGCCAGCCAGCACAGCACAGCCCCAGUGCGUUUGGGAGCAGGGAUCCCCAGCUGGGCCGUUUUGGGGGGCACAGGAGUCUAAAGAAGAGGAGGAGGAAGGAAAGAGGAGGAAGAGGAGAGAGUAAAGUGCACUCAACGCUGGAAAGGAGUCAACGCUGGAAAUGCCCAUCAGGUUAGGCCAUCCUGGAACAACUUCUGGGGGUCUGAGCCUGUCACAGCCUCGGCCAAUCGCAGCCUGCAUUAGAGGUGGCGGCUGCGUGUGAUUGGAGGAUGGCGACCAUGCCGUUCGUCAGCGAGGGAAAGUGUGUGAGCGUGGAGUGGGACUUCCUACAGGGACUACUGGCCAAACCCCCAACCCUGCCCUGUUUGCAGAACCUGCGGAAGGAGAAGUCUCGUAAUGCCGCUCGUUCCCGUCGCGGCAAGGAGAACUUUGAGUUCUUUGAGCUGGCCAAGAUGCUCCCUCUCCCCGGGGCCAUCACCAGCCAGCUGGACAAGGCCUCGGUCAUCCGCCUCACCAUCAGCUACUUGCACAUGCGCACCUUCGCUAGCCAGGGAGACCCGCCCUGGUGCCCCCUGCUGGAAGGAGAGAACCACUGCAGCAAAGUGCGACGCUCCUCCCACUCUCUGGCCACUGACAUGUUCGAACAGCACCUGGGAGCACACCUGUUACAGUCCCUGGACGGCUUUGUGUUUGUGGUAAGCUCAGAGGGACGCUUCCUCUACAUAUCAGAGACUGUUUCCAUCUACCUGGGCCUCUCACAGGUGGAGUUGACGGGCAGCAGUGUGUUUGACUACAUCCACCCAGCGGACCAUGUGGAGAUGGCAGAGCGUCUGGGCAUCAGGCCCCACCUGAGGGCCGAGGCUGGCUGCCACGUGGCCCCCGAGAGCGCUUCCAGCUCUGCCUCCACAUCCUCCCUGGCCGGGACCCCCGAGCCUGCCCCCUCAAGCCCCCUCUCUCCUGGGAAUGAACCUCCUGACCGAGGCUUCUUUAUCCGUAUGAAGUCCACCCUCACCAAGAGAGGCCUCCACGUCAAGUCCUCGGGCUACAAGGUGAUCCAUGUGACCGGGCGAAUCCGCUGUCGCCCUGCCAUGGUGCCAGGCUCCGCCCGCUCGGUGCGUCGGCCAAUGGGCUUGGUGGCCCUUGCGCACACGCUCCCGCCCUCCACGCUGAACGAGGUGCGCAUGGAGAGCCAGAUGUUUGUCUUCCGGGUCAACAUGGAUUUGCAGGUCACCUACUGCGAGAACAGGAUCUCAGAGUAUAUGGACCUGAGCCCGGCAGAGGUGGUGGGACACACCUGCUACCACUUCAUCCACGUGGAAGACCUGGAUAACAUCAGACAGAGCCAUGAGGACUUGUUGAGGAAGGGUCAGGUGGUGACCGGGUACUACCGCUGGCUCCAGAGGAGAGGGGGUUAUCUGUGGGUCCAGUCCUGUGCCACCGUCUCCAUCAACCACAAAGCCCCCCACGAACGCAACGUCAUCUGGGUCAACUACGUCAUCAGUCGGACAGAGCUCCCAGACACUCCCCUGGAUCUGCUGCAGCUCCCAGAGAGUCUGAGGGCGGAGCGUCUGAAAGCCAGCUCCUCCCCUUCAGAACACUCGCCACAAACCCGGGGCCCACAACCAAUGAAAAGCUCUGUGUGUAAAGGUGACCCUGACUCGAAACCAAGAGAGAUCUAUAAUCCCGGUGUCCAAUCAGGGGACAGGAGGAAACGUCCGCUGCGGUCUGACUCUGAGGGUGCUCCCGCGGAAACGCGGCGUCGCCUGGAAGAGUUCCGCCAGAGAGAGCGGAGUGUGUCAGCCUCCUCAGACCUGGGCAGUGAGAGCGGGGGAGAGGAGAGAGAGUGGGAGCAUGGGGGAGACAGCGCGAGUGUCAAACGAGAGGAGGGGCCUUCGAAACGAGCUGGGGAGACCCCAGUGAGGGGCGGCGGGGUGCACAACGGCCGUGCAGUAAUCCAGCACCUGAAGAGUGUAGUGUCCUCGCCUCUCUCUGGCCGCCCCAACAUCAAGACUGAACAUGAGGCACUGAUCGCAGGGGGUCGCUGGACACACACACACACCUCCUCACACAUACAACCCCUACCCUCACACACACACACACCCUGCGGCAGCCUGAACGGCGACAGUCCCCUCACCCCUAUCCCGGACUCCUCCUCCAGCAGUGAAGCCCCACCCAAUGGUAUUUUCACACCGCCCUCCCCCUCCAUGUCCCCUCCGAUGUCCGGCUCCUCCCCUCUACCGUGUGAGGAGCGGGGAAUGUUGUCUGGAGGCAGGGGGGGCGGGCCGGACUUUGAGCUGUUGCAUAGACUGGCAGCGGGGGGUGCUGCAGGACGGGUGUUGUUUCACCCCCUGGCCCUCGGCCCCCAGGGGCCACAGAGCCUGUACGCCCCCAGUACCAUCCGCUAUGCGCCCCCAGAGCUGCCCCACUCCCACCUCGGUGCUGAGGGGCUGCGCUCCGACCACCACAAGGGCCCCCCAGCCUUCUUCCCCCACCUCCAGAGGCUGGCCGGCCUGCCCUCCUUCAGUGGGUUCUCCGCCUCGGACAAUCCCUUCAACCCCUUCUGUGUGAACGGACUGAGGGGGGCCGCGGGGUCCGAGGAGGACUGAAAGAGAGUAGGGGCUAGAGAGACAGACAUGGGGGGCAGGUGAUUGGGACAUAUGGGGUUGGGAAACUGAACAAAUUUGCACAGCUUCCGUGGGGGAGUCAGAUGGUUUCCGACGCAGGUGACAGGAUGGGUGACACUCAAAGUGGACUUUGACACUUGACAUUACCCCACUAGCUGUCCAAGCUUUGUCCCCCUCUCUGCUCUACCACAUCCUCUCUCCGCUGCUGUUAAAUGACUGUGCAGUGUUCCAUGUCUAAAGCCAUAUUGUACAUAGAGACAGGGCCAUUACAUACCUUCACUAUUCCUUCCUCAGUAUUAUAACAACUGCUCCUGAGCCUGUCAGACUGACUUAAGUGUGAAUGAAAAAAAGAGAAAAAGAAAAUGGAUGACAUUUUUGUUCCCCCCCUGAAUCAUCUCUUAAAGAGAGAGUGAGAGAGUCUCAGAUACAUUCCAUUCCACUCCGAGGCUGUUCUGUCAUGAUGUCGUCUGGGAAAGAAAGGCAUGGGAGGCGGGAACGCACAACACCUCUACUGUCUGGUCACUUUGUAAUGUUUUCAGUCUUGUAAAAACUGAAAAAUGAUCCUACAGAAUGAAGUGUUGUGAAAGUUAGAGAUGCUGGGCUGUGCUGGGUUUGAGAUGAAAGCCAUAGUCCUGUUAUGUUGUCAUGUUGUUGCCAUAGGGUGAAGUGGGAGAGGUGUAAGAACUAUUGUCUUACUGGAGAACAUACUUUGGGAAAUGCCACAGUUGAAUUCAGACGCCCUCUACAAAUGUAUUCAAAAGAAAGGGUUUGGGGGGGGGGUAUUUAUUUAGAUUUAUUCACAUUUGUCUGAGCACUUCCUGAAAUUUGUUAUGAACACAUAGCACUUUUGAAUUUCCUUGUGUGCAUUAAGGGUUAAAUUACAGAGUGGUCAUGAUGAAUACCACAAACGGACCACAUGAAAGAAAGACCACAGGAGUUUAAAAACGCGGUCAUUAAACGUGUGGUCAUUCAAAUAUGACCAUGGGGAUUUAGUACAGUUGUGGUCAAUAAAAUAAGAACUGCAGCUUUUUGUUCUCAACGUACUUGUCCGAAACAUCCAUAUAAGGUCAUUAGAGGCGGGGUGGAAAACAUAUAUCAAAUCAUAUCAAAGAUAUUCAUUUUUAAACACAUCUCCAGAAAUCCCAUCCCAAACAUUAUGAGGCCAUGAGAGAAAGACCAUCAUCCCAAACGGAAUAUUCUAGAGAUUAAAAUGUCCCCAUAUCUUAAAUCGCUGUCCUGGUUAUAAAUGAAGAAUUACUGAUGGACAGGGGUCGGAUGUCAGCUGUAUAGGACCAUGUGUGUCAUACGAGGGGAUGUCUGUCCGUCUGUAUGUCUGUUCGCCUGUAUGUCUGUCCGUCUGUAUGUCUGUUCGCCUGUAUGUCUGUUCGCCUGUAUGUCUGUUCGCCUGUAUGUCUGUCCGUCUGUAUGUCUGUUCGCCUGUAUGUCUGCCCGUCUGUAUGUCUGUAUGUCUGUUCGCCUGUAUGUCUGUUCGCCUGUAUGUCUGUCCGUAUGUAUGUCUGUUCGCCUGUAUGUCUGUUCGCCUGUAUGUCUGUCCGUCUGUAUGGCUGUAUGUCUGUUCGCCUGUAUGUCUGUUCACCUGUAUGUCUGUAUGUCUGUUCGCCUGUAUGUCUGUCCGUCUGUAUGUCUGUUCGCCUGUAUGUCUGUCCGUCUGUAUCUCUGUAUGUCGGUUCGCCUGUAUGUCUGUUCGCCUGUAUGUCUGUUCGCCUGUAUGUCUGUCCGUCUGUAUGUCUGUUCGCCUGUAUGUCCGUUCGCCUGUAUGUCUGUUCGCCUGUAUGUCUGUCCGUCUGUAUGUCUGUUCGCCUGUAUGUCUGUUCGCCUGUAUGUCUGUAUGUCUGUUCGCCUGUAUGUCUGUCCGUCUGUAUGUCUGUAUGUCUGUUCGCCUGUAUGUCUGUCCGUCUGUAUCUCUGUAUGUCUGUUCGCCUGUAUGUCUGUUCGCCUGUGUGUCUGUUCGCCUGUGUGUCUGUCCGUCUGUAUGUCUGUUCGCCUGUAUGUCUGUCCUUCUGUAUCUCUGUCCGUCUGUAUGUCUGUUCGCCUGUAUGUCUGUCCGUCUGUAUCUCUGUAUGUCUGUCCGUCUGUAUGUCUGUUUGCCUGUAUGUCUGUCUGUCUGUAUGUCUGUUCGCCUGUAUGUCUGUUCGCCUAUGUGUCUGUCCGUCUGUAUGUCUGUUCGCCUGUAUGUCUGUCCGCCUGUAUCUCUGUAUGUCUGUUCGCCUGUAUGUCUGUUCGCCUGUAUGUCUGUCCGUCUGUAUGUCUGUCCGUCUGUAUGUCUGUUCGCCUGUAUGUCUGUCCGUCUGUAUCUCUGUAUGUCUGUUCGCCUGUAUGUCCGUUCGCCUGUAUGUCUGUCCGCCUGUGUGUCUGUCCGUCUGUAUGUCUGUCCGUCUGUAUGUCUGUUCGCCUGUAUGUCUGUCCGUCUGUAUCUCUGUUUGUCUGUUCGCCUGUAUGUCUGUUCGCCUGUAUGUCUGUCCGUCUGUAUGUCUGUUCGCCUGUAUGUCUGUUCGCCUGUACGUCUGUAUGUCUGUCCGUCUGUAUGUCUGUUCGCCUGUAUGUCUGUCCGUCUGUCCAUCUGUAUGUCUGUUCGCCUGUAUGUCUGUCCAUCUGUAUCUCUGUAUGUCUGUUCGCCUGUAUGUCUGUUCGCCUGUAUGUCUGUUCGCCUGUGCGUCGGUUGUAAUUCCACUGGCUCGGCAACAACAACAACACACUUACCUGCCACAUCAGUGACUCGAACCCCGUUCUGUUCAAAUAUUUCUGAAUACACCACCCCCUUCUGAUCUUCAAAUGAAAACAAACCCAUGUAUAAAUACUAUGAUACUGAUGACGACAAUAAAAUAUUACAUUUGAGGAGUACAAGAAA
Messenger RNA from Oncorhynchus kisutch (coho salmon), 5793 nucleotides. RefSeq names its product neuronal PAS domain-containing protein 1-like. Bases 570 to 2906 code for a protein of 778 amino acids. The record is from RefSeq and is a predicted model, not a curated record. The transcript is spliced from 12 exons. Lineage: Eukaryota; Metazoa; Chordata; Actinopteri; Salmoniformes; Salmonidae. Gene Ontology annotation, molecular function: DNA-binding transcription factor activity, RNA polymerase II-specific; protein dimerization activity; RNA polymerase II transcription regulatory region sequence-specific DNA binding. Gene Ontology annotation, biological process: regulation of transcription by RNA polymerase II.